Messenger RNA from Dentiscutata erythropus, 157 nucleotides. NCBI's taxonomy places the organism in Eukaryota, Fungi, Glomeromycota, Glomeromycetes, Diversisporales, Gigasporaceae. The record is from the annotation of a GenBank genome assembly.
AAACUCAAUAAAGGUCACUUUCCAACUUUGUUGGUAAUGGCUCGAGACUUUCUUGCAAUACUAUCUACUAGUGUUGUAUCUGAACAAAUGUUAGCUACACAGGACAUGUUAUCAACGAUUCUCUCAUUAGACCCAGACACAAUAACAGCAUUAAUAU